CGCAUAAUCUCCCGAAAUUUCCCGACGCUCGUCGCCGGUGUUUCUUUGUUCUCGUUUUUUUUUUCUUUUUCACAUUCGUUCCUUUUUCUUGACCUUCGACGUCGCAAUCAAAGCGCUAAAAAUACAAGUGUAUUAAAUCACACGAAUCACAAGGUUCGAGAAAAAUAGAAGUUAAAAUAGGUUCGAGGAAAACGGAAACAAAGAUUAUUAUGCGGUGGAGUUAUUGUCAUCUGCAUAAGCGGCUUACAAUUUACCGAGACUAAGCUUGGAGUUUAUAUUCUUGCAUUCUCAACGCUUCAAUUAUCUCCGUCUUCAAAAAUUGAGAAGUGUGAAAAAUUGCACGUCAACGCGCGGCCGCUGUUGCAUAUCCUCGUGACGGCGAUGACGUCUGCAACGGCAUGUGUGAUAACACUGUGGCUUUCUCGUGUAAUACAAUAUUUUUGCCGAUAUGUAUAACAACAAACUCUUGACUCUUUCUCAGUAAACAGCGUUAAACAGUUUGCCAUAUAACAUGCGAUAUACUAAUAUUUAUAGUAUAUCCGUUUCCAGUGUGUGAGAGAAGUUAAGUGUCGUUUUACGCGAACAUAGAAUCCCGUGCAAAUGAGAUUGCACAAGUGCGGAUUUACCUAUUCUCUGGUUCUCUUAUCAAUGUCUCGCGAGACUUGAUAAGCGUCUUAGAGAUCCAAGACGGUAUCUUAACGACGGAUCGCUCGAGGCUGUGCUAAAUCGCUCGCGAAAGACUAAAUAUUUAGACAGUUAAUGAAAAUGUAUGUGUUCGUAUAAGAAUAAAGUUAGAAAAAUUACAUAAACAGUGAUAUAAAUUACGUUUCUAUUUGGUCAAGUGUCGCGAAACAAAUAAACGCUUCGUUUGCGCGUUAUAUAUUUUUCACAUCUCAUGUAAAAUUAAAUAAGAAACACACACACACACCGCAGCUGCUGAAUAAAUGUAAAACUAGAAGAAAAACACAAUUUGCGCGAUUUCAGCGAUGGGAGAAAAAGUGGUUACGUAUCUUCGUUGCGAGCGAUCUCUGCCCGAUCAGCUGAUCGUGGUAUCAUCGACCCGGAGACGGAGGCUGGCCGCUGGCUCACUGACUGAUUAACGCGUGGCAAUAAGUAAAUUGGUAGAUAACGGCUGCUCGGGUUAUCGUUCAAAGUCAAAAUGGCGACUUCCUUUUUGUCUACGCCCGGAGGAAAGGGAGACGAGGGAGGCUUCCCCGACGCGAGAGUCUUCUCGACGUCGGGCCGCCGACAGUGACGUAGCUUCUCGCAUAAUGCGAGUCUCCGGUUCGUAGUUCGUCCGUAGCUGAGCUAACUCGGGCGCGUCCGCGAAAAUCGAAAUACGAUAUGCGGAGAGGAACAACACGGGGAAAAUUGCGUGUAACACGCAUCGAGGUGGAUAGUGAAAUCUGCGAGCUCUCAUAUGGAUCAUUCGUUCGCUGCAUCCGAAGUUAACACGCAGUUGAUACAAGUGAUUUGUGGAUUUCCGGGCAUUCGUUGAACACUCGAUCCGAUCGUUUUGCCGCGUUGGAGUCAGUGCAUUUUAUUUAUUUGUAUAAUUGAAUACGAUAACGCGCGUGGACACGAGGGGGGGACCGCGUUAUUGGAAAAACACGUUCGCUGGUAACGAGCCGAUCGGCUAUUCCCUUUGUGCCGCACUUUGCAAUACUUUGAUUGUUUGUCAUGCCAAAGUUCGGGAACAAUGACGCACAAUGCGCAGAGAUCCAUGGAGCCGAUACCGGGCUGGACCGACGCGGAAGCUACGUCGUCGCGCCGUCUUGAAGAACGGCGAGUGCAACGUGCUGCAGUCGCGCAUCUCCAGGCGAUCGCUGCGCUUCCUGCAGGAUAUCUUCACGACCCUCGUAGACACGCAAUGGCGUUGGACGCUGCUGUGCUUCAUCCUGAGCUUCUUCUUGUCCUGGCUGGCCUUCGCGGUGAUCUGGUGGCUGAUCGCCUUCACUCACGGUGACUUCGAGGAACGCCACCUGCCGCCGUCCCAGGUGGAAAACAACUGGACGCCCUGCGUUUACAAUAUCUUCAGCUUCACCAGCUGCUUCCUCUUCAGUAUCGAGAACCAGCACACCAUCGGAUUCGGCGGUCGCUCCACCACCGAGGAGUGUCCCGAGGCCAUCUUCGUCAUGUGCAUUCAGAGCAUCUCCGGCGUUAUGAUCCAGGCCUUCAUGGUGGGCAUCGUGUUCGCCAAGAUGACACGGCCGAGACAACGCACUCAGACACUGUUGUUCUCGCGGAACGCCGUGAUCUGCCAACGGGACGGUGAGCUCUGUCUCAUGUUCCGCGUGGGCGACAUGCGGAAGAGUCACAUCAUCGGCGCGACCGUUCGCGCUCAGGUGAUUCGCAACAGGACUACGAAGGAAGGCGAAAUACUGUCGCAGAACCAACAGGAACUGGUGGUAGGCACCGACGGCCAGAAUGGCGACCUGUUUUUCAUCUGGCCGACCACCAUCAUCCAUCGGAUCAACGAGGAGUCACCAUUUUACAACAUGUCGGCUGAGGACAUGCUGAUCGACCGUUUCGAAGUGGUGCUGAUCCUCGAGGGCACCAUCGAGUCCACGGGGCAGACCACACAGGCCAGAACCAGCUAUCUGCCGCAGGAGAUCCUCUGGGGCCACCGAUUCGACCCGAUGGUGAACUACUCGAAGGAACGGCAGGGCUACGAGGUGGAUUAUUCGCUGUUCGACAGCACCACUCAGGUCGACACCCCGUUGUGUUCCGGCAAGGAACUCGCCGAAUUUUACAGGGUGCAGGACGAUCUUCGUCAUGGGACCGGUGUCCUGAUCGAUGAGGACUUGAUGGAGAGACAAUGUUGGUGUCAACCGACCUAUCAGCGACGUUUAAAAGUGUCCCUUGCACCCUUGGACAUCCCGAAGAGCCACGACAGCGCAGAGGACGAGCAGAGGUUGCGAAAUCCCGGCAGAUUUGAACCAAGUUCGAACUACAUCUCGCAAGGACCCCAGAUCGAAAACUUCGAUUCGUCGAGGGUGUUUGAUUUUGACCCUAACUCUAUUCAGGUGAUGGACGAUGAAGAAUUUGAACAUUUGCCGGAAGCAGUGAAUCGAGAAAUUGUAAAAAACAGUCAGGAGAUCAUCUUCGAAGAUGAGGAAGGAAUUUCGCGGAGAGCUCCGAUGUACGAAGAAAGAAAUAAGAGUCUGAGAAACAGCCGAGAGAUUAUACUUGAAGAAAGGGAAGUAAACGUUCCAUUACAAAGAUCUUUGGAAAAGAAUAUAAUCAGAUCAAACGCAAGAAACGCUUUUAAAAUUUAUAAGGAUGAGAAGCUGCCUCUUAUGAAAACAGAAAAAAAUCACGAAGACAUUUUACAGGAACUCAGUAGGAGACAUAAAAUAAGAAAAAAGGAUUGCAAAAUACAUCUUGAAAGGAAGUUGGGAAUGCAGGAUCGAAGAUGCCACAUUGUACCGGUAAAUCGAAAUCAGAAAGACUCAAGAACGAAUUUCUUCUUGAACGAGGAACGAAAGCUUUUGAGAAAACUUAAUAGUGAUCGCAAGGAUGAUACUUUUGUGCUAAAUGACGGGAGAUUCUUCAGGGAAUCCGGAAGAAACGCAAUCGAUCAACUAUCCGUUUCAUUAAAUCGAGAUGGAGAAAUCCCGGAGACAAAUUUUUUCCCAAACGAAAAGCAAAAAACCUCAGUGGAGCUUAGUAGACAUUUAAUUGACGAUCCUUUUGCGAUGAAUGACGGAAGACCCUUCAGAGAAUCCAAACAAAAUGCAAUCAACGGUAAGAAUUACGAAAUGUGUUCUGAAGAAAGAUUAGAAAUACACGAUCCUUUCUUAAACAAGAAGCAAGAUUCUUUGGACGAUACGAAAGUCUUCGAACAGCCAGAAGGUAAUGCGAUUAGCAACAUGAAAUAUAUUAAGAUGUUGGAGGAAAGUGAGCAAUCCUUGAGAGAAUCGUUGACGUUGAAUCAACGGUCGAAUUAUGACUUUACUGAGUGGGCAAAUGGUCAUCGGCCAAUGGUGGAACGACACGACAAGAUCAGAAUCGAGAGCGAGAAGAGAAGACGGCCUGCUAGCCGUCUGGCCAAGAUAAUAAUACAGCAUAAACUUCAUCCCGCUGACUUACGAUCACUGGUGUCUCCAUUUUCCGAUCUCUCGCCCGAAUCGGGUUUUUACGAAGGAAAUCUGUCGAACUUGAGCCCGAUGUGCGAUCGAAGAGAACCUCAUUUUAUUCCAAAGAACAGGUUUGGGGGCUUCGAGGAAAUAAAGGAAGACAGUAGCUCAUCGGAAAACAACUUGUCGCAAAAGAAUGUGCUCGGUGAUCUUGCUACUGCAGAAGAAUGUGUUCAAGUGCCAAUUGUUGAGGUAUCUAGACACGUGUGUGACAAUAUUCAGAUUGUUGACGAGAAUAGGACUUCUUCGCACAGUAAUCUCUCUCGAAAGUGUUUCAUCGAUGAAGAUGAUAUUUCCGUAAAAUGUGUUAAACGUCGUUUUAUCGAAAUAUCCUCUUGUACAAACGACAGCAUCGAGAAAAUUGAUAGGGCUUCUUCGGACAGUAAUCUGUCUUAUAAACACUUUUUUGAAGAUAAUAGCACAGUAAAGUGCAUUGAAGUUCCAUUAAAUUGCAUAGACAACAAUAUCCAUGAUAUUGGGCAUAGGGUUUCUUCGUAUAGAGAUUUGUCUUCCAAAUGCUUCGUUGAUAACGGUUCAAAAAAGGGUACUGAAGAUAUGGAUUAUUUAAGCGAAAACGAUCAACGUUUUGUUGAUGACGACGACGAUGUAGUCAAAUGUGCCAAUGCUUCAACCGCAGAAGAAAAAAUUAUGCGUGUAGACGACGAGGUGCAAGACAUUAAUGAAGCAAUGAAAAAACGCAGCUUUCCAAAAGUAUCUAGAAAAUUGUUUAACGAUUUCGGCGACUCGGAGGAGUUAAAUUGUUACUAUGACGUUAAGUAAGACGAAUAAUGAUUUGUAGGUGAGCGAGAAAAUACUAGAAUAUUAUUUUUUCCUUUUUAGGAGAUGCUAUUAAGUUUCAAUAAAUUAUAUGUAUACGUAAUUUUAAAUGCAAAUGAUAUUAAUACACCAUGUGAUCUUCGAAACGUUUAUUGAUGCAAAAUGCGCUCAUUCCCCUUUAUUGAAGUUACUCAGUCGAGAGCAAUGCAUUGUAGAAUAUUUAUUUUAUUGUGUUACAGCACAAUAUUUGAAUGAUACAUUGUGUUAAUAACAUAAUUACAUUAACGAUCUAUUAUGUUAAUGAUAUUAUAUUAUGAACGUUGUAGAAAUAAAACGACAUGCGAGAACGAAAUCUAGCAUAAUUGAUCACGACACCGUUUAUAUAAUAAAGAACACACGAGAAAUUGC
Molecule: messenger RNA, 5324 nt
Organism: Dinoponera quadriceps
Lineage: Eukaryota; Metazoa; Arthropoda; Insecta; Hymenoptera; Formicidae
Exons: 5
Coding region: 1710-4919 (1069 amino acids)
Biological process (GO): potassium ion import across plasma membrane; regulation of monoatomic ion transmembrane transport
Cellular component (GO): plasma membrane
Molecular function (GO): inward rectifier potassium channel activity
Source: RefSeq, a predicted model, not a curated record